Messenger RNA from Budorcas taxicolor (takin), 1551 nucleotides. RefSeq names its product tigger transposable element derived 4 (gene TIGD4). Gene Ontology annotation, cellular component: nucleus. The transcript has a single exon. The coding region runs from base 1 to 1551 and encodes 516 amino acids. Gene Ontology annotation, molecular function: DNA binding. Lineage: Eukaryota; Metazoa; Chordata; Mammalia; Artiodactyla; Bovidae. The record is from RefSeq and is a predicted model, not a curated record.
AUGGCCGAAGCUCCUGUGGAUGCCUCAACUCUGCCUGUAACUGUGAAGAAAAAAAAAAGUCUAUCCAUUGAAGAAAAGAUCGACAUCAUAAAUGCAGUAGAAAGCGGUAAGAAAAAAGCAGAGAUUGCAGCUGAAUAUGGAAUAAAGAAAAAUUCAUUGUCUUCUAUUAUGAAGAAUAAAGACAAGGUUCUGGAAGCCUUUGAAUCACUGAGAUUUGAUCCAAAGAGAAAAAGACUGAGAACUGCUUUUUACACAGACCUGGAAGAGGCGCUAAUGAGGUGGUACCGAAUCGCUCAGUGUCUGAAUGUGCCAGUUAAUGGCCCAAUGUUGCGGCUAAAAGCUAAUGACUUUGCCCAGAAACUGGGACAUAAUGAUUUUAAGUGCAGCAAUGGUUGGCUGGAUCGGUUUAAAUCCAGGUAUGGUCUAGUAUUUAGAGCUCAACCUGUAGAAGCCACAGGUGUAUCAGCAGACCCUUCAGCUGUCUGGCACCAAAACAUACUUCCUUAUUAUUUAAAUGAUUAUCAUCCUAAAAAUGUUUUUAAUGUAAAAGAGACUGGGCUGCUUUAUCGAAUGUUGCCUACAAAUACCUUUGCAUUUAAAGGAGAAACCUGUUCAAUCGGCAAGUUAUGCAAAGACAGAAUAACUCUGGUGGUUGGGACAAACAUGGACGGCUCAGAGAAACUUCCUCUGCUUCUCAUUGGAAAAAACAGAAAUCCUCAUUGCUUCAAAGGCAUAAAAUCAUUGCCUGUGUAUUAUGAAGCUAACAAAAUGGCAUGGAUGACUGCAGAUGUGUUUGAACAGUGGAUGCAGAAGCUGGAUGAGAGAUUUCAAGCUCAGCAAAGAAGAGUGGUGAUUUUUGUUGAAUCUUCUCCUGCACACCCAGAGGUAAAAAACCUGAAGUCCAUUGAAUUAGCGUUCUUUCCAUCAUGUUUAUCUUCCAAAUUUAUAGCUAUGAAACAAGGUGUUAUUAGAAGCCUUAAAAUCAAAUAUCGACAUUGUCUUAUUAAGAAAUUUCUGAGCUCUGUUGAAGGCAGCAAAGAAUUUACUUUUUCCCUUCUAGAUGCAGUUGACACAUUGCAUCUCUGUUGGAGGGCUGUCACCCCAGAGACCAUUGUGAAGAGCUAUGAAGAGGCAGGAUUCAAAUCUCAAAGGGGCGAAAGUGAGGAGGCAAACGCAGAGGCAGACACUGGCCUUGAUUUGGUUGCCGACGCCCAGGCGGCAGGAGUGGAAUUUCCCAAAGGCUUAUCUGUAGAAGAGUAUGCUGCCCUGGAUGAUGACUUAGAGACUUGUGAGGCUGCCUCCCAAGUCUCUCCAAGCGGUGAUGCUGUGUGCCGCAAAGAAAGGGAAUCCGAGGAAGCUGGGUUUUACACUUCUGACGAGGAGGAUGACGGUGGAUCUCUGGAGAGCGAACUCCCCUUACCAUCAAAAAAUGAGGCAAUAACUGCUUUAGAUACUCUGAAAACUUUUCUUAGAAGUCAAGAUAUAAAUGAUGAGCUUCAUAAUUCUUUAGCAGACCUUGAAAUUUUUAUUAACUCCUUAUCAUCUAAGUAA